GUACGAUGGACACAACCCAAUAUUAUUGAGUAUCGUGCAACCGUGGACCUCUAGACGGUUGCAAUAAUGUCAUGGAACGACGAUAUCGCAUAUGCUAUGACCCCCUACAAAGUCUUUACUCUGCCAUUAGGCGUUUGGCCUUUGCAAAAAUAUAAUAUGUUUUCUUUAUUCCGAUCUAUCGUGUGCGGCAUCAGUUUGAUCGCCAUGAUAAUCAUGUUGUUCCUCGAAAUCAAUUUCGGUAGCAGCGAUGCUUACGUAAAACUCGAUGAUUUUAUGCUUAUGAACUACGCUAUUAUUUGUAUACUAAAGAUAUUGUCAUUCCGCUUAUAUGCCGACAAUAUGAUUCGCAAUUUCUCUUCUGCCGUGAAAGAUUACCUCGCGAUCGAUAACGAGGGGACGCGCAUCAUCAUGCGACGGCACGCAUUCAUGGGAAGAAUAAUUUGCUUCAAUAUCGUAUUUUGUACUUAUUUGACGUCAGCAUUUUUUUUUCUGCUACCUAUAAUAGCAGGCGAGGGUGAGGAUAUCCAAAUUAAUGUAACAAUCAAGAAUCAAGGCGCGGAAUUACCUGUGCCCAUAACAUUUUUAGGGGACAUCCACAUUCCUACGAUUUUGUACUUCGUGAUCAGUACGAUGCAAUUAUUCAUGUUGAUGUUUAUUGGUACUAGCAAUUGUGGCAAUGAUUCACUUUUCCUUGGUAUCGUUCUCCAUAUUUGCGGCCAAAUAGAAGUUCUAAAAGUUGAGCUUUUUAAAUAUGGCACGAAAAGCAAAAACUUAAGUAAGGAUUUUUCAGUAUUGGUAGCAAGACACUGUUAUCUAAUAGAGCAUGCGGAAUUACUAACAGAACUAAUAAGUUUCAUUUUGAUCGUGCAACUGUUAUCCAAUUGUCUUAUUAUUAGUUUAAUCGGUUUCCAAUUUAUCUUAGCAUUGAAGGCGAAUGAUGCAGUAAUGAUUAUUAAAACCAUAGCAAUGUUGUUCACUAUGUUAUUGCAAUUAUUCUUUUAUAGUUUUGUGGGCGAUUAUCUAAAGUGUCAAUGGAAGAUGUCGCAGAUUCGAUUUACAGCUGCAAAUGGUAUUCCUUACAAACAAACUUGA
Molecule: messenger RNA, 1092 nt
Organism: Monomorium pharaonis (pharaoh ant)
Lineage: Eukaryota; Metazoa; Arthropoda; Insecta; Hymenoptera; Formicidae
Exons: 4
Coding region: 67-1092 (341 amino acids)
Biological process (GO): detection of chemical stimulus involved in sensory perception of smell; sensory perception of smell
Cellular component (GO): plasma membrane
Molecular function (GO): olfactory receptor activity; odorant binding
Source: RefSeq, a predicted model, not a curated record